This is a messenger RNA of Meloidogyne enterolobii, 330 nucleotides long. The record is from the annotation of a GenBank genome assembly. Lineage: Eukaryota; Metazoa; Nematoda; Chromadorea; Rhabditida; Meloidogynidae.
AUGCAAACCCCUUUGUUAUUUUCAGUGCAAAAGCUUGAUCUUAACAGAAAAACUGUAUACGAUUGGCGUUCGCUUUUUCGAGAUCUACCAUAUAUUCUGUUUGAUCGUGCAGAGCCUAUGGGUGGAACGGGUGAAAUUUGUCAGAUAGAUGAGAUUCUGUUAAGAGGGAAAAGGAAAAAUAAUAAGGGGCGAUUAACAAUUGGGGAUUUAGAGUCAAAAAAGCAAAAAAGUGAUGAAGAAAUAGAAGAAAAGGAAGAAGAAGAAGAAGAAGAAAUUGAAGCCCUUGGAUUUUUGGGAUUUCCUGGUACAAAAGUAAUGAAUGGAAAUUAG